This is a messenger RNA of Ascoidea rubescens DSM 1968, 780 nucleotides long. RefSeq names its product Cmc1p (gene CMC1). The coding region runs from base 18 to 332 and encodes 104 amino acids. The record is from RefSeq and is a predicted model, not a curated record. The transcript is spliced from 2 exons. NCBI's taxonomy places the organism in Eukaryota, Fungi, Ascomycota, Saccharomycetes, Ascoideales, Ascoideaceae.
GUCAAAUCCAUUCCAAAAUGUCCCAAAGCUCUGUAGAAGAAUCCCAGAAACACCAAAAGAAAACUCUUCCUGUCUGGUCCUUGACUCCAGCUGAGGAAAAAGAACUAGAUCUCAGAUGGAAAGAACAGAGCAGCUAUCUCUGUCUGAAAUUCAACGAUGAUCUCAUCAAAUGCUUCAACGAAAAUCGAGCCUUGGGUCCAUUUGUGUGCCGAAGUGUACAAAAGACCUUGAGGGGCUGUUUGAACCAGUACCGGACCUACGAGUUCUAUGAUAAGAUAAGAGAUGAAAUGAUUCAAGAGAAGAUCGACACCUUGUUGAACUCUGAAGACUAGAUCCUAUUGUCUUUGGAACCAUUGAGAGAUUAUCAAGAUAUCAUCAAGAGGCUAUCAAAAGGCUAUCAUGAAGCCUCAGUAUUAUCACCACCCCUACAAACGUGUAAAUAUCAUAUGCAAAUUCCCUGGACAUCCAACACCCAUAUGUAUCUUCUUAUAUAAAUACAGCUUUUCCUUAUGCUCUUGAUUUUUUCUUUCUUCUUUAUUAUUUUUUUGGUUCCGAUUCGACUCAAUUUCUUUUAUAUUUAAUACAUACAAAAGUAAUCCAUAGUAUACAGCUCACAAUGUCAUCCAAGUCGAGAUUAGGAGCAGGCUUAUCGAUUUUUGAGUCGUCUUAUUUUCAACAGUCGAUGGACCCCUUUGUUGAUGUCGUUUAUCCAACCAUCUCUGCUUUACAGAAAGUAAUUGCCUAUGUUUUGAAAUCCUUCUCAUUGAAUGGCAUUAUCGA